Molecule: messenger RNA, 753 nt
Organism: Ostertagia ostertagi
Lineage: Eukaryota; Metazoa; Nematoda; Chromadorea; Rhabditida; Trichostrongylidae
Source: the annotation of a GenBank genome assembly
AUGUUUCUCCAGCCAGCAGACUCGGCACAGACCAAUCUCCGCACAGGAAAGAACACCACAGCCGACAAACCCACCGUUACCAAGAAAUCAAGCUCAGUCAAGUGGCAAAGGGAAGAAAGACACAGCGUUCCAGAGGAAGACAGCCAAGUAUACCAUGUCAGUGGCAGGAAGACCCAAAAGACAGGUGCAUUGCUCCUCACAGGAACCACAACAGUACAAGGGCCAAGGAGUGCCAAACAAGUCCGCAUAUUAAUGGACACGGGGAGCGAGCUUUCAUUUAUCGAUUCGACACUCGUCGAUGAACUGGAAUUGCCUAUCAAGGGAAAAACCACACUGAGACUAAAGACAUUUGGUACGGAAUCAGCCAAAGAGACCCAACAUCGCAUCGUACUGGUAAACCUGCUGGAUAAACAAGGACAAACGCACACAUGUGAACUGCUCGACAGCCCAAUGAUUGUUACUACAAGAAAUUGUCAUCAGUUCACUCAAGAGGACUUGACAUUUAUCAACCAACGAGGUCUUUCUCUGUCAUCAUCACCAGAAGACCAAAGUCAAACACAAAUCUUACUCGGAUGCGACCACUUAUGGGAGAUGAUGGAAGGCAAAGAAUGCAAACUACCAUCUGGAAUGCACGUGAUCGACACUAAGUUCGGACAUAUGCUCUCAGGACGUCAAACUACUCAAAAACCAGCGGAGAACUUUGAAGUGCAACAGGAAUUGAUUCAAAAAAUGAUUCAGUACGAGAAAAACUAA